Neopsephotus bourkii (Bourke's parrot) is the source of this 2575-nucleotide messenger RNA. It is a transcript of the gene ZDHHC3, whose product is annotated as zinc finger DHHC-type palmitoyltransferase 3. Gene Ontology annotation, cellular component: endoplasmic reticulum; Golgi apparatus. NCBI's taxonomy places the organism in Eukaryota, Metazoa, Chordata, Aves, Psittaciformes, Psittacidae. The record is from RefSeq and is a predicted model, not a curated record. Gene Ontology annotation, molecular function: protein-cysteine S-palmitoyltransferase activity. The transcript has 7 exons. Bases 162 to 1061 code for a protein of 299 amino acids. Gene Ontology annotation, biological process: protein targeting to membrane; peptidyl-L-cysteine S-palmitoylation.
CACUUCCUGGUUCCUGUCGGCCCCACCUCCCCGCCGAACACAGCGUAAGGGGCGGCGGCGGCGGCGGGGCCGUGCCGGUGCUCCGCGGGGCGGAUGGGGCGCGGCGCUGUGCGGCGGCAUUGGCGGAGGCCUGUGGGAUGCAAGUAUGGACAUAAUAGCCUAUGAUGCUUACUCCAGUCCACCGCUUCCGAGAUAUUGAAAGGAAACCUGAAUACCUCCAGCCAGAAAAGUGUGUCCCACCUCCUAGCCACGCUUCCCUGGGAACAAUGUGGUUUAUUCGAGAUGGCUGUGGUAUUGCAUGUGCUGUCGUUACCUGGAUGCUGGUGUUCUAUGCCGACUUUGUAGUCCUCCUUGUUAUGCUAGUUCCAUCAAGAGAUUAUGUUUAUAGCGUCAUCAAUGGCACACUGUUCAACACCUUGGCUUUCCUCGCUUUGGCUUCACAUUUUCGUGCUAUGCUGACAGAUCCAGGUGCUGUACCCAAAGGUAAUGCCACAAAGGAGUUCAUUGAGAGUUUACAGCUAAAGCCAGGACAGGUGGUUUACAAGUGCCCAAAGUGUUGUAGCAUCAAACCUGACAGAGCACAUCACUGCAGUGUUUGCAAGAGGUGUAUUCGGAAAAUGGAUCAUCACUGCCCGUGGGUCAAUAACUGUGUAGGAGAGAAUAACCAGAAGUACUUUGUACUGUUUACAAUGUAUAUAGCACUGAUUUCCCUGCAUGCUCUAAUCAUGGUGGGAUUUCACUUCUUGUAUUGCUUUGAAGAAGACUGGACAAAAUGCAGUUCCUUCUCUCCGCCAACUACAGUGAUUCUUCUCAUCCUCUUGUGUUUUGAGGCUCUCCUAUUCCUCAUCUUCACCUCGGUUAUGUUUGGGACCCAAGUACACUCCAUCUGCACUGAUGAAACGGGAAUAGAACAGUUGAAAAAGGAAGAGAGAAGAUGGGCUAAAAAAACAAAAUGGAUGAACAUGAAAGCAGUAUUUGGCCAUCCGUUCUCUAUAGCAUGGCUUAGCCCAUUCGCAACACCAGACCAAGGAAAAGCAGACCCGUACCAGUAUGUGGUCUGAGGAAUUCCUGACCAGCAUUUCCACUAAGAUAGAAACAUAUUACAGCACUACUGCUACAAAUUUUCCAUGAAUGUUUCAAACAAAAAGCAAAACAAACUUUUUUAUGUCUAUUCAAUGGCUGAUAAUUGCAGAGUCAAAAAAAACAAAGGGCCCUGUAUUUCACAAUAUCAAUUGGAGAUCUCUGGCUGAAAGUGCUGCUGCUUUUCUUACCCCCCCCUUCCCUUCUUUUUCUUUCUCUCUUUUUUUUUCCCCCUUUUUUUUUUUUUUUAUAUUUUAAUUUUGUUAACUUCCCUGGCAUUUGUUUCUCUCUGCUUUCUGUAUGGCAUAACUAAUGUGAAGGGGAUCCUCUUUCUCUGUUGUGCCCCACCUCUUCUGAGUGGAUUCUCAUGCUGUCCUCCUGACUGUGAUGAGCUCUUUGGAAGACAUAUGAGUGCCAACAGCCCUUCACAGAUACCUUUGGACUUCCUGAAGGAGCACAUUGCUCUUUCAUAAGUGAACUUGAUCGGGGCAGCAGACACUUCACUUACCAAAAGGUGCAAGACAAGAACGCAGCACUGCAAGAGGGCCAGUUGACCUGGUGAUCACAUACAGUACUUAACAUAUUGCCAACACCAGUUCCCACCCCACCCUCCUUUUUCCUUCCAGGCACAGAACUGAUUCCAUCUUUCUGCAUUGUUUUGUCUGUUCCCUCCCUGGUGUGCAGGAAAUUGUUGCCCUCUUAGGAUAAUGGUGGCAGAUUUAGAAGACUCUUUGGAUUAUUAAAUGCCUUACACUUUGCAGGAAAGAAAGAAAUCUAAUUUCCAAGUGUUUAGAAUAGCAGAAUCAUGUUUGUGUGUGUUUGUCUUGGUAAUGACUUGUUAGAGCAAUGCCUGCUAAACAGUGUUAACGUGAAAAACUGACCUGAAUGCCUAGAUUACUAUAAAGACUGAUACUGAUGGGAUGUGUAGGUGUCCUGGGGUGAUGGAUUCUAUACUCUCAGCGUUGCCCUGGUUUAGAGCUUUGUAAAUCUUUUCUCAUACUUGUGCAUACAUGUGUAGGUGUGUAAGCACGCACAUGUAUGUGUGAGUGUUUUAAAUUGGGAAAUAGUUAUGGUAAGGAGCAUGCAUACCCUUAUGAGCUGUGUGGUGAUGCAAGUGGGAGGGACAGAAGGCAUUCCAAAACCAGGUAGAGCUAACCCAUUCUUAACUACAGCUGACAGUUUGUGUUCAGGCAGGAGCUCUAUUAUAGUUUUGGAUCGUGAUUCCUGUGGGCUCAUCAAAUGAAUUGCAAGCAAAGGAAAAAUACAACUCAGCUGUGUCCAUGACUUCCAAGGAAUCUUUGCUUUCCUUGGUUUAAGAUGAAAUGGGAUUUUUUUUGUUUAGAUUGCUUCAAAGCCAUGGGGGAAGGGAGGGAAAUCAGGGAAGGAGAAACCGAAUGGAUGUCUCAUUUUGGAAGUAAUGUGAAUGCUGCAUCUUUUCAAUCUGUCAAUGCUUCCAUAUGGAAAACAAAUGCAAUAAAACUUUUCCAAAAACUUG